Molecule: messenger RNA, 2419 nt
Organism: Xyrauchen texanus (razorback sucker)
Lineage: Eukaryota; Metazoa; Chordata; Actinopteri; Cypriniformes; Catostomidae
Product: gastrula zinc finger protein XlCGF57.1-like
Exons: 6
Coding region: 331-2187 (618 amino acids)
Source: RefSeq, a predicted model, not a curated record
AGUCGAACCUCACGCUGCACCAGACAUCACACACAGGAAGCAUCCGAUUGACAAGCUGCCGUCUUUUCAUAAACACCUAACCUCUCUCUACUGGCAAACCUUGCAUCCAAACCAACCAAUGACCCCCUCUUCCAGAGAUGUAAAACACAGCCUUGCCUCCAGAGGGCGAUAACCAGUGAGUAUUUCACAGAGUUGUGUAGAAAUGUGAGAUAGAAGAAGAUGGAAGAAGAUGCACAAGCAAGUAUUUUUAUCAUCCAGCAAGUGAAGAAAGAAGGUGGUAUAUAAAGGCGAACAACUCCAACUGAACUUUACUGGCAUACUAUUAUAAAAAUGCAGUGUGUUAAAGAAGAGUUUAAAGAGGAGAGUGAAGACAUCAGUAUUACAGAAUCAUGCAGAAUGAAACAUGAAGAUACUGAAGAACAAAGAGACUUGAUAGAAGUGAAAGAAGAAAGUCAAGAACUGAAUGACUUGGAGGAGAAACAUCAGUAUCAUACAUUUGAUAAUAUGACUGGUGAAGAUGUUAGUGGCUCGAAGACUGAAAAUAAUUUUUCACAGAAAAGAACUCGAAGAAGAAGAGCCAAAAAUUCUUUCACCUGCUCUCACUGUGGAAAGAGUUUUACACAAAAAGGAUACCUUAAAACUCACUUAAGACUUCACUCUGGAGAGAAGCCUUUCACCUGCCUUCAGUGUGGAAAGAUUUUUGCACAUAAAGUAAACCUUAAGCGUCACAUGAGAAUUCAUACUGGAGAAAAGCCUUGCACAUGUAAUCAAUGUGGAAAGAGUUUCUCAGAGACAUCAAGCCUUCAGAGCCAUCUGCGACUUCACUCUGGAGAGAAGCCUUUCACAUGCCUUCAGUGUGGAAAGAGUUUUACACAGAGAGGACAUCUUUAUGUUCACAUGAAAAUCCACACUGGAGAGAAACCUUUCACAUGCCUUCAAUGUGAAAGGAGUUUUGCACAUAAAGGAGAUCUAAAUCGUCACAUGAGAAUCCACAGUGGAGAAAAGCCUUUCACAUGCUCUCAGUGUGGAAAGAGUUUUGCAGUGACAUCAAAUCUUCAGAGUCACCUGCGACUUCACUCUGGAGAGAAGCCUUUCACAUGCCCUCAAUGUGGAAAUAGUUUUACACAAAAAGGAAGUCUUUACCGUCACAUGAGAAUUCACACUGGAGAAAAGCCUUUUGCAUGCCUUCAAUGUGGAAAGAGUUUUGUUACAUCAGGAGAGCUGAAAAGUCAUGAGAGGGUGCAUACUGGAGAGAAGCCAUUCAAAUGCACUUCAUGUGAGAAAAGUUUCAGCACAUCAAGUAAUCUACAGACUCAUCAAAAACUUCACUCUGGAGAGAAGCCUUUCACCUGCCUUCAGUGUGGCAAGAUUUUUGGACAUAAAGUAAACCUUAAGCGUCACAUGAGAAUUCAUACUGGAGAAAAGCCUUUCACCUGCUCUCAGUGUGGAAAGAGAUUCUCAGAGACAUCAAGCCUUCAAAGUCACCUUCGACUUCACUCUGGAGAGAAGCCUUUCACAUGCCUUCAAUGUGGGAAGAGUUUUACACAGAGAGGACAUCUUUAUGUUCAUAUGAAAAUCCACACUGGAGAGAAACCUUUUACAUGCCCUCAAUGUGGAAAGAUUUUUGCAAAUAAAGGAGAUCUUAAGCGUCACACGAGAAUUCACAGUGGAGAAAAGCCUUUCACAUGCCAUCAGUGUGGAAAGAGUUUCUCAGUGACAACAAGCCUUCAGAGUCACCUGCGACUUCACUCUGGAGAGAAGCCUUUCACAUGCCCUCAAUGUGGAAAUAGUUUUACACAAAAAGGAAGUCUUCAGCGUCACAUGAGAAUUCACACCGGAGAAAAGCCUUUUCCAUGCCUUCAAUGUGGAAAGAGUUUCACACAAGCAGGGAAUCUCAAAAUUCAUCUGCACUUUCAUUCUGGGUUAAAACCAUUUAACUGUGAACGUUGUAGCAAAACAUUUCUGCUGGAAUCACAUCUAAAGGUACACCUGAGAACUCAUGCAAAUAAAAAGCCUUACGUGUGUUCUUUUUGUGGAAAGAGUUUUAUUACAUCAGGAGAUCUGAAAAGUCAUGAGAGGGUGCAUACUGGAGAGAAGCCAUUCAAAUGUACUAUAUGUGAGAAGAGUUUCAGCACAUCAAGUAAUCUACAGACUCAUUUAAAAAAGCAUUCACCAAAACUGUCAUAAUGAGCCAAUUUUAUGUUAGGGCCAACUGUUAUUUGAUGUAACAAUUCAGUCUAGUCAGUUUCAGUCAGUUUAUUACAUCUGGGCCUGUUUACAAAGAUUUUUAUCUUACUACUAGGAGUUUUCCAAAGAGUUCCUAGCUAGGUGUUUUUACUUAAAACCUUGCUUUCAAAAAACUGCUAAGAGCAAGUUUUACUAAUUAUCUUAAGAGUAAGGUGGAGUUGACCUUUUUGCU